AAAUACUAUCGCACUAUCGGGAAAACGCAGAUAGUGUCAUCGCUGGCUUUGAAGCUAAUUGGAAAAAGGGCGACAAUUCCGACUGAUAAGAAAUUUAGAGCAGCCCAGAAGCAGAAAGUCAUAGAUAAAACUGCUUGUGAUCGACGACUGGUCGGCAAAAAACUAAGGAGGAGCAAGCACACAAGCCGCGCCCACAAUGACCGCCCUGCGAUACAUGGGAUGGGUCACCGGCUGUUCGGUCCUAACUGCCUUCGUUUCCAUUAUAUGGCAGGCCUUCCUUUCUCUUCAAACACUCAACAGGACGACAGUCUUGCUCACCGGCCUCCUGGCCAUCGAGGGAUCCCUCAAGCGCCCAGCUUUAGAACCGGCACCCAAAGUGGCUAUCGGGUAUGGAGCAUGCACGGACCUGCAGAUAAACGCCACCGAGUUUCUGGAUCGUUAUUAUAGCCGGCGCAUUCCUGCAGCUAUUACUGGUUCCAGAGAAACUGUCAACAACGAGGACGAACUGCUGCAGUCCUUUGCCUAUUACUUUCAAAACGGUGCUGCAGCGGAACGAGUAAUGGCAAACAGUACUCUCUUCAAGCAGCUUGUUGGCUACGCAAAGGUAAUGGAUAAGGAGCGUAUCCAAUGGUACAUGGGUGGAAACGCCCCGCUUAUGGCUGUCCGCUUCUUUAUGGAAGGAGCUGAAGUGCUACUAGGCGCUCAUAUGUCUAAGAAAUUACGUCCGCUGUUGCCGAAGGAGAUUCGACUGGCUGGAGACGAGAUUCCAAACGACGAUAUACAUUUAAUUCUGGAGUACAAAGCCGGUGACACCUGGGGCUCGUAUGUGGCACCUCGGGCCAAUCGAUAUAUUCUGCAUAACGACCGCAAUAAUCCGCAUUUAAGGGCCGUAGAGCAGCUAACCGAUGCCCUUAAGGUCUAUCAUCCACAGCUGCUAGUUGUUAGCGGUCUGCAAAUGAUGGACAUGUUCACAUUUAACCCUGGCGAGCGUGAGGCGAGACUUCAGCAAGUACAAAGACAAUUAACUAGCCAGCCGGUUGACACUCUGAAUCACUUUGAGAUGGCAUCUUAUGUGGAGUUGCAGCUACUGCAGCAGCUGCGAAAAUUUGUUCUACCCUACGUAGACUCCCUAGGAAUGAACGAACAAGAGCUUUCGAAUCUACAACAGGUUCUCGCCCACGGACGAACCACUUUGGCCACCGACUGGAAUCCUCGCAUUGCUCACACCCUCGACCAAAUGCGGCAGGUCUUUAUUAGUUUGCUCGAGGAUUACGGCGACCAAAGCUCUGGCGAUCCUAGACGGCGUCGUAUCUCUCGGAUCCAUGUGCAUACUUUGGCCUAUCAGGCAAUCCUGACCACAGCGGGCUCCAAGUGGAAGAACACCCGGGCUGCAGCGGCCAAGGCGGCACUCACAGCUCACCGAUAUGUUUGCAAGUCCCAAUUUAUCAAUCCAGAGGCAGUUUUACAAGUUCUGGACGACAGUUUCGCCACUUCAGCUCAGACGGAUGCACCUCGGAUGAGAAUUGGAGCAGCUAGUCCGGUACCCUGUUGGCGGGAAUAUAUUGAGCAUGGUCCCCACCGGCAACAACUUGAGGUGGAGAUUUGUGUGGCUCCAGUGCUAGUUUGUCGCGAGGCCAGAAAGACGGCAGGAGCUGGCGAUAACAUUUCCGCAUCUGGAUUGGCGGCACAGUUGUAGGGGCGUCGUUUACGAUUGGAAAGAUAAAGACUGCAUAAUAGUUUUACUAGAAGGCUACAAUCCAAGACUCGAAUAGAAGGCCAAGACGUUAACCCGAAGCAUUCCCCCGCUGAAUGGACAUGAACUCGGCAUGUUUAGCACCUUAGUGACCUUAGAAACGCGUUACCUUCACAUAAAUCUGACGAAAAUGCUCAAGCGAUAGCACCAAGAAAACAACGACUCCCAUGAAACCACAUAUCCAGAUGAGUUUUUAAUGGAAGUGCUGACUUCUGCACUUGUCCUCUCAUCAUCAACAUAAAUUCCAUGUGUUCAAAAUUAUUCCUAAUGCAAAAGCAUCGAAACGACAGUUCGGAAACGAAUGCCACCUAGUCCUAAGUUUUGUUAGUCACUAAUUAUAUGUUUUUACAUACAUAUUUGAGCCAUUCCUA
This is a messenger RNA of Drosophila eugracilis, 2124 nucleotides long. Its product is annotated as ADP-dependent glucokinase. The record is from RefSeq and is a predicted model, not a curated record. Gene Ontology annotation, biological process: glucose metabolic process. NCBI's taxonomy places the organism in Eukaryota, Metazoa, Arthropoda, Insecta, Diptera, Drosophilidae. The transcript has 5 exons. Gene Ontology annotation, cellular component: endoplasmic reticulum. Bases 197 to 1696 code for a protein of 499 amino acids. Gene Ontology annotation, molecular function: ADP-specific glucokinase activity.